AUGCUACCUUAUGUAGACCAGGUAUUCGAGCUGCCAGCUCGGCUCACUGGCGCAUCAAUCGACGAGCUCAAGCUUAUCGGUUCUUUCCUUCUAUCCUACCCUCUAGCAGCUCUUCUCAAACGUAUUCCCGACGCCCAGCCCUGGAAGAAGAAUGUCUUCAUCAUCGGAGUCUCGUUGUUCUACCUCGUGGGACUCUUCGAUCUCUGGGAUGGUCUACGCACCUUGAUGUACAGCGCCGCCGGAACCUACGCCAUCGCAUACUAUGUGGACGGAUCGCUGAUGCCUUGGAUUGGGUUUUUGUUCUUGAUGGGCCACAUGUCGCUCAACCACAUUUUCCGCCAGAUGGCGGACGAUGGCGCGACGGUGGAUAUCACGGGCGCCCAGAUGGUUCUCGUUAUGAAGCUCACCUCUUUCUGUUGGAACGUGCACGAUGGCCGUCUCGCUCAGGAGAAGCUGUCGGACCCGCAGAAGUACUCGGCCAUCACCAAGUUCCCCGCCAUCGUGGACUACCUGGGCUAUGUGAUGUUCUUCCCCUCCCUUUUCGCUGGACCAUCAUUCGAAUAUGUGGACUACCGUCGCUGGAUCGACACGACAUUGUUUGAUGUGCCCCCCGGCACCGAUCCAUCCAAGGUUCCCGCAACCCGAAAGAAGCGCAAGAUUCCUCGCAGUGGAACACCCGCUGCGAAGAAGGCAGCCGUCGGACUCAUCUGGAUCUUGAUAUUUAUUCAACUAGGCUCAUACUUCACCACCGACUUCCUGCUGUCUGAAGCCUUCCUGCGGUACUCUUUCCUGCGCCGCGUGUUUACCGUGCACAUGGUGGGCUUCACCGCACGCACCAAGUACUAUGGUGUCUGGGCUCUGACCGAAGGCGCAUGUAUCCUGUCUGGUAUGGGAUACAACAGUUUCGAUCCGAAGUCUGGUAAGGUCUUUUGGAACCGACUGGAGAACGUCGACCCCUGGGGUCUAGAGACAGCCCAGAACUCCCACGCUUAUCUGGGCAGUUGGAACAAGAAUACCAACCACUGGUUGCGGAACUACGUUUACCUCCGCGUGACGCCGAAGGGCAAGAAGCCUGGUUUCCGUGCUAGCAUGGCUACCUUCGCUACCAGUGCGCUGUGGCACGGUUUCUACCCGGGAUACUACAUGACUUUCAUCCUAGGAUCUUUCAUCCAGACCGUCGCAAAGCACUUCCGCCGCUACGUCCGCCCCUUCUUCCUGACUCCGGAUGGACUGAAGCCCAUGGCGAACAAACGCUACUACGAUAUUCUCAGCUGGCUGGCCACCCAGCUGACGCUUUCUUACGCCGUGAUGCCAUUUGUCCUUUUGAGAUUCAACGAGUCCAUGACCGUCUGGGGCCGGGUGUAUUACUAUGGUAUCAUCAACUGCGCCGUCUCACUUGUCGCAUUCGCCUCAUUCUCCCCGCUCAAGGGCCACCUUGUUUCCCGACUCAAGCGUCGCAACAAGCCCCACGUUGGUCGCACCGCCAGUACCGAGUCUGUUCGUCCACCGGUCCUCGGUCUACCCAAUGACCCCGAGCGCGACUUCGAUGAGGCCGUUGCGGAGAUCAAAGCCGAGAUUGAAAACCGAGGCCGCCGUGGCAGCACCGUUACCAUGCCUACCGGUGAUGACUUGAAGGCUGCCGUGGAGCAGAAGAUUGGACGCAAGCUAUAG
Messenger RNA from Penicillium olsonii, 1671 nucleotides. The record is from the annotation of a GenBank genome assembly. NCBI's taxonomy places the organism in Eukaryota, Fungi, Ascomycota, Eurotiomycetes, Eurotiales, Aspergillaceae.